Neodiprion virginianus is the source of this 1561-nucleotide messenger RNA. RefSeq lists its product as uncharacterized. The coding region runs from base 527 to 1486 and encodes 319 amino acids. Lineage: Eukaryota; Metazoa; Arthropoda; Insecta; Hymenoptera; Diprionidae. The record is from RefSeq and is a predicted model, not a curated record. The transcript has 2 exons.
CUCGAAAUCGCCGUGUAAUAGCCUAGGAGCCUGCUCUUCUCUCCGUCAUCGGACGUACGCGUUCGUAUUCCUGGGCCCUUGUAAUGAACAAGACCCACCAGUUCGUAAAUCUCCAAUCAUGAUGAUACAGGGUUUACAAACUGUUUGGGUAUUUGGCCAAGCUUUAUUGGCCAAUCGUCGUUUUCGAAAUCGAAUACUUCGAAUAACACAGGCCCACCUACAAUUGGACAUAACGUAUAACAUCAAUAUUGGAAUGGUUUAGAAAAAAUGGAUUGAAUCGAUCAACAUGAAUCCCACAACGUAAAACAUAUUUCGAUGAAUAAGAAUUCUCGACCUCGUAUAUAAUCUAUUAUGGAAUCUUGGUGAUCGGUCAAUUAAGCAAACGUAUUUUUACGAGUUUACGAGUUUUCCUACUGAGUCAAGAAAUCAAGUUAGAUCCGAUUUCACUAACCGAGUUCUUGUUUUCCCAAAGUACCCCAGAAACAAUAUCAAUAAUUCAGUCACUGACAAAAAAAUUCGUGAUACCAUGAUUUUUAAAAAAAACAACCCUAAUAUUAUGUUUUUAAAAGCUGAUAAAGGCAAUACGUCGGUAGCUACGCAUAGAGACUCUUAUAACAACAAAAUGAGGCAACAGCUUUCUGACACCAACACCUACAGAAUUGCUAAAUAUGACCUGUGUAACUCCCUACAAACUAGGGUGAACAAACUCACGUUCAAUUGGUUUAACUCCAAAUUAAUAAACAAAAACUUAUAUAGAAGCAUUUCUACUUACAAUAGUGUCCCCCCACGCGCAUAUGGGCUACCUAAAAUUCACAAAGAGGAAGUCCCAUUAAGAAUUAUUGUCUCAUUUGUCAAUAGCCCGACCUAUGCCUUAUCCAAGAUAAUUAAUUCAUGGCUCACCACUAAUAUCACACCUCCCACCUCUAGAGUUAAAGAUAGCUUUUCCUUAGUUGACACAAUAAAAACAUUGAUUAUCCCAGACAACUAUACUUUAAUAUCGCUAGAUGUAAUAUCUCUUUUUACCAACGUUCCGACAGAUCUUGCAUUGCGCGCAGUAAACAACCGUUGGGCUUCUCUUGAAAAUAAGAUCCCAAUUCCCCUUAUUGAACUAGAUAAAGCUUUAAAAAUAUGUUUUGAUUCUGCAAUAUUCAAAUUUAACAACGAUACGUAUGCACAACAAUUCGGGUUGCCCAUGGGAUCUCCUCUCUCCCCAAUCUUGUCAGACCUUGUCAUGGAAGACUUGGAAAUGUCUUGCAUUAACAAUCUUGAUUUUGAUUUACCGUUCUAUUUUCGAUAUGUUGAUGAUAUUCUCACUGCUGUUCCUAAAGAAAAAAUAGAUCACACUCUUAAUAUUUUUAACCGAUAUCAUCCACGAUUACAAUUUACUGUCGAUAUAGAAGAAAAUAACGCCAUCAAUUUCUUAGAUGUAUUGCUGAUACACAACAACAAUAAUAUCAAAACAGAUUGGUUCCACAAAAAAACCUAGUCUCAAAGAUAUUUGAAUUUUAAUUCUCACCACCCAAUGUCCUACAAAAUAGGUCACACCAAUUCCGUUAAUCUU